Molecule: messenger RNA, 1754 nt
Organism: Centropristis striata (black sea bass)
Lineage: Eukaryota; Metazoa; Chordata; Actinopteri; Perciformes; Serranidae
Gene: vamp2
Product: vesicle-associated membrane protein 2
Exons: 5
Coding region: 243-572 (109 amino acids)
Biological process (GO): SNARE complex assembly; vesicle fusion; vesicle-mediated transport
Cellular component (GO): SNARE complex; plasma membrane
Molecular function (GO): SNAP receptor activity; syntaxin-1 binding
Source: RefSeq, a predicted model, not a curated record
UAGAGAUAGAAAGAGGAAAACAGGUUUUGUAGCGAGGGGACACAUCUCUGUGGCAGAUACAAGUCAGUGCUCCUCCUCGGCUAUAUAGGCAGGGAAACGCCACAAUAACCAACCAAAGGGUGCCAGAGGGUAGAGAGGAGCGCACAAGGCAAUCCACAUCCAUCUGCCAGCCACUUAGUACGCGCUAACAUUUCCAGUCCGGAUUUCAGCACAGCUGUCCAGCCAAUACUACUACCAGGAAAAUGUCUGCCCCAGCUGGAGCCCCUGCACCAGAGGGAGGGAAUCAACCUCCCAACCUCACCAGCAACCGUCGUCUGCAGCAGACACAGGCACAGGUCGAUGAGGUGGUGGAUAUCAUGCGUGUAAACGUGGAUAAGGUUCUGGAGCGUGAUCAGAAGCUGUCAGAACUGGACGAUAGGGCUGACGCCCUGCAGGCUGGAGCCUCUCAGUUUGAGACCAGCGCUGCAAAACUGAAGAAUAAAUACUGGUGGAAGAAUGCCAAGAUGAUGAUUAUCCUGGGUGUGAUAUGCGUGAUUGUCCUCAUCGUCAUUAUUGUGUACUUCAGCACCUAAGAAGAGUCGCUCCUACCCCAGUCUAAUUCUUCCUUGCUACAGAAAGAAAACCCUCAAAUUGAUUACAAAAUUAACCAUGUUAAUAAUUUAUUAUAUAUCUCCCAAUUAGCCUCGAUAUAAAACCCCUAAACCUUCAGGGCCCCAUGGCUCCCCCACUUCCACCACCUCGCCUCUGGACCCCUGUCUAUAUUUGUCCUGUGAGUGUGUGGCCCUGUCUCCUUUCUGGGUCCUCUUGGCUUUUCUAACCUGCCAUACUGAGAACCAAACACUUGUGACGAUGCAACAACAGAAAAGGAAACAACGAUUGGCGAUAAUUGUUACAUAACUGAUAUAUAUAGUUCUUUGUAGAGUUUUAUUCUGAUAUAUACUGUUUUGUAGGUGUGUGUGCGUGUGUGUGUGCAUUUUGUAUUUUUUAAUUUUUGUAUUAAUUUUACGUAUGCUUCAGCGUUAACUACUGCCUAUUAAUCAAAGUGUGUAUCUUUGCAUGUAUCAUCAUCCGUCUGACCCCUGCUUACUCUCUCUUUUAGGUGUACUUUUGCACAGUGCACAGUCUCCAUUUGACUAUGGAAAUACCAUUUCAUUUUCACGUUCAUCUCAUGCCCACUGAGAAAGUUCAAAAUAAGCCAGAGAACUAAAACUUGUGCUAGAAAAAAUAUCAAGUUACAAAGAUUUGAGCAAUUACACAGACAAAACUGCCCUAGAGAAUUCCCCAGGUUAUUCUUACUUGAGCUCCAGAUUUCUAUAACUUGAUGCCAAGUUUUUAGCUUCUUUGCUGGUUUUCUAAGAGAGUAAAUGCUCACCGAGAUUGAUCAAGCAUACAGAUAAUGCAUGAAUUGUUAAACUAAUCCAGAGGAAUCAUCAUGUCCCAGUCCUUUCCAUCUGAUCCUCCCAGUAUCUGUGUCAUUUCUCUUUCUCCAUUUCACUCCUGGAAUCAUCACUAACCCUCUUCUGUGCGUCAGCAUGCUUGAACACCUCAAUUUCUUGAUAAUUUCUAAACUGCCAUAGUACAGUUGGACCAAUGUCUGUAGAUGUUUCUUUUUUAUUUAAAUAUUACGUAGUGUCUUAUUUCGAAAACAUUCCUUCAUUGCAGUCUAGUGCAAAUGGUCUUACCGUAGCACAUGUAAGUGUAAGUAUCUUUAAAAAAAAAAAAUACACGCGAUGAAACUUGUGUCGAAAACGUGG